Molecule: messenger RNA, 939 nt
Organism: Gracilinanus agilis (Agile Gracile Mouse Opossum)
Lineage: Eukaryota; Metazoa; Chordata; Mammalia; Didelphimorphia; Didelphidae
Product: olfactory receptor 6C2-like
Exons: 1
Coding region: 1-939 (312 amino acids)
Biological process (GO): G protein-coupled receptor signaling pathway
Cellular component (GO): membrane
Molecular function (GO): G protein-coupled receptor activity; olfactory receptor activity
Source: RefSeq, a predicted model, not a curated record
AUGAGAAACCAUUCUGGGAUAACAUUAUUCAUCCUGCGGGGACUGACAGAUGACCCUCGGCUUCAGGUUCUUCUUUUCAUUUUUCUGUUUCUCACCUACCUUUUGAGUAUAAUUGGAAACCUUACCAUCAUCACUCUCACCUUGGUGGACCCCCGUCUUAAAACCCCCAUGUAUUUUUUCCUCCGGAAUUUCUCCUUCUUAGAAGUUUCAUUCACAACUGUUUGUAUCCCCAGAUUCCUUUACAGUAUGUCAACUGGGGAUAAUACUGUGACUUAUAAUGCUUGUGCCACCCAGUUAUUCUUUGUCAUCCUCUUUGGGGCAGCAGAGUUUUUUCUACUCACUGCCAUGUCCUAUGAUCGCUAUGUGGCCAUCUGCAAGCCACUGCAUUAUAUGAAUAUCAUGAGUAAUAGAGUCUGCAUUCAGCUUGUUGUUUGCUGCUGGCUGGCUGCAUUGAUGUUAAUCAUCCCACCACUUAGCUUGGGUUUUCAACUGGAAUUUUGUGACUCAAAUGUCAUUAAUCAUUUUGGCUGUGAUGCAGCUCCCAUUCUAGAGAUCACAUGCUCAGACACACAAUUAAUAGAACGAAUUGUUUUAGUCUUUGCUGUAUUGACCCUCAUGAUCACCUUAGUGUCUGUGAUUCUGUCAUACACAUAUAUUGUCAGAACAAUCUUGAAAUUCCCCUCUGCCCAGCAAAGGAAAAAGGCCUUUUCCACUUGUUCCUCCCACAUGAUUGUUGUCUCCAUCACAUAUGGCAGCUGCAUCUUCAUUUAUAUCAAACCCUCUGCAAAAGAAGGGGUGGCUGCCAAUAAGGUGGUGUCAGUUCUUGCAACCUCAGUUGCUCCAGUGAUGAAUCCCUUCAUUUAUACCUUGAGAAACAAACAAGUGGUAGAAGCUUUUAAGGACUCUCUCAAAAAGAUUGCCCUUCUUUCUAAGAAGUAA